Messenger RNA from Bufo bufo (common toad), 7462 nucleotides. RefSeq names its product collagen alpha-6(VI) chain-like. Lineage: Eukaryota; Metazoa; Chordata; Amphibia; Anura; Bufonidae. The transcript has 39 exons. Bases 221 to 6829 code for a protein of 2202 amino acids. The record is from RefSeq and is a predicted model, not a curated record.
GAAACUUGAUCAUCUAGUGUUACACUUGCAAGAGCUUUCUGAAAACUCCAAAGUUUGACUGAAUGGGAAUUUUGCCAUGUACUUAAAUUUUUGUUGCAAAUUGAUUGGAACAAGCGUAGGAGUGCAGCAAUAACUCUGGCUGAGUAGAAGCUCCUAAGAUCCUUGAUAGAGACAGUCAAGUAGAGGAACCAUUCAAUAUCUACAUUGUGGUGCUGUGAAAAUGAAAUUUGUGUAUGCUUUACUUGUGUUGGUUAGCUACCUGAAGCUAUCAUCUGGUCAAGAUACCGUCCCGGAACAUGCAGAUCUUGUAUUUCUGGUGGACAAUUCAGAUAAUAUGGGAAAAAACAUCUUCAACCAAGUGAAAUCCUUUAUAUCCAAAACAGUUUCUCAAAUGCAAAUAGGUUCUAACCAGUAUCGGAUUGGUUUAGCACAUUAUAAUGAUGAUCUAAAGGUUGAUUUCUCUCUAUCUACCUUCAAAGCAAAAAACCCAAUAAUAAGUUAUAUAAAAAAUAAAUUUGAUUUCCAGGGUGGAUCUUUGAUGACGGGUAAUGCCCUUGGCAAAAUUAAGGAAUCUCUAUUUAAUGAAAUAAAUGGAAGAGACAAAUCAAGGUUUCCACCAGUUCUUGUUUUGAUCACGUCUGGGCCUUCUCUUGAUGAUGUUCAAAUACCAGCCGAUGCUCUUAAACAGGAAAGUGUCAGGAUUAUUGCAGUUGGACUAAAGGACGCCUCUAAAAAUCAGCUGGAAGUUAUGGCAACAUCACCAAGUCUUGCUUUUAUGAUAAACAAUGUCCGAGACCUAACUACAUUUUCAAAGGAUAUGGUUACCACGAUCCAAGAUGUGGUUAAAAAUAAUUAUUAUUCGUCAAGCACACAAGGUACUACUGCAGCUUCCCCAACAACUGCUAGCUCAUCGGGUUUUAUGAUAAAUAGCACUGCAGUUUGUGAAAAAGGUAUAGCAACAGAUCUAGUGCUGAUUGUGGACACAUCAGAACAUACAAGCAAAGAAAAUGAAGAGUUGAAGAAUUUCUUAACCAAUGUCUUAUCUGAUCUGGAGAUAAGUAAUAAAUGUGUCCAUGUGGGUCUAGUGACAUUCAACAGCCAACCAAAAUUAGUUGCUUCCCUAAAAACAGGAAUCAGCAAUUCUGUUGUGGAGGAAUUUAUAGGAGAACUGACGGUAUCAAGUGAAAAGAGUGCAAAUAUUGGAAGUGCAAUUAAUUUCACAAGAAGUGAAGUGUUUGGUGAUGCUUUUGCAAGCAGAAGGAAUCAGGGAAUAGAACAGCUUACAAUCCUGAUCGCUCAUAAGUCCUCAGCAGACAGUGUAUCAGAGGCUGCCCAUCUGCUCCGACAAGAAAAAGUUAGACUUUUCACUGUGGGUAUUUCCCAAGCUAAUGAAACCCAGAUGAAUGAAAUUGCAUCACAUCCAAAUUACUAUUAUAGCAUCAAAUUGAAUACGUUCGCUGAUCUUUCAAACAACACAGACACACUACUGAAGAAGAUUGGGAAUGCUCUUGAAAGAGAUACUCUUUACUCACCAGCACAAACAGAUCUAAUCAGACACGGAUGUCAGAAGACAGAACUAGCUGAUAUUCAUCUGCUCAUUGAUGGCUCUGGAAGUAUUUAUCCCGAUGAUUUUACAGCCAUGAAGACAUUUUUGGUGGAUCUCAUAGAUAUGUUUGACAUUGGGCAUCAGAAUGUUCGCAUUGGGUCUGUACAGUACUCUGACCGCAGUCAACUGGAGAUUGGUAUUGGUACAAAUUACACUAAAACACAAUUGAAAAUGGAGAUGAAGAACAUGAGGCAGCGAGGUGGAGGAACCAACACAGGAGCAGCAAUAAAUUUCACUCGUGAAUUAAUAUUAGAUCCCGCUAAUAUCAGGGAAGGGAAUGUGCCUGUGUAUUUUAUCGUACUUACAGAUGGAGAAUCUCAAGAUAGUGUGAAGGAGGCUGCCAUGAUCCUUAGAGAAAACAAUGUAAAUAUGUAUGCAAUUGGGGUUAAAGAAGCCAACCAAACUCAGUUGCUGGAAAUCACCGGAGAUCCCAAAAGGGUCCAUUUUGUGCAUGACUUUGAUUCUUUGAAAGACAUAAAAAAUGUUAUAGCCCAACAAAUCUGUUCUACGAAAGCUUGUCAAAAUGUGGAGGCUGAUGUGAUGUUCCUGGUUGACAGUUCUGGAAGUAUAGGCACAGAAAACUUUAAUAAAAUGAAGAAUUUUAUGAAAAGUCUGGUUAACAAAACCGAGAUUGGGCCAAAUAACUUACAGUUUGGUAUUGUCCAAUUCAGUGAUGUCAACAUGGAGGUGCUACAGCUAAAUAAGAAUGGGACCAAAGCUAUUAUCUGGGAUGCCAUUGACAAAAUGGGAUAUAUGGGCAAGGGUACAUACACCGGGAAAGCCUUGGAAUUUGUGUCUCAAUACUUCACAGAAAUGAAAGGUGCAAGACCUAAGAUGAAAAAAUUCCUGAUACUUAUUACAGAUGGAAAGGCACAAGAUGAUUUUAAACUUCAGGCUGAGUCUCUGAGAAAUAACAGUGUAAAUAUUAUCUCUGUGGGCAUUUUCAAUGCAAAUAAAACUCAACUAGAAGAAAUAAGUGGGAAGAAAGAACGAGUGCAAUAUCUAGAAUCUUUUGACGUAUUGAAGACUAUAGAAGAUAAAUUAAUUUUUGGAAUCUGCAGUCCACUUGAAGAAUGUGCAAGAAUACAAGUUGCCGAUAUUGUUUUUGUGAUGGACUCGUCAGGGAGUAUAAGUCUUGAGCAAUAUAACACAAUGAAAAAAUUUAUUACAUCAUUUGUGGAUAAAUCAAUCGUUGGGCCAAAUCAUGUUCAAUUUGGUUCUCUGAAAUAUUCGGACAACCCACAUAAGCUAUUCUACCUCAAUGAGUACCACAAUAAACAGGACAUUAUCAAGCAUAUUCAAGAUGAUCCACCUAUAGGUGGAAACACAUAUACUGCUGAGGCUUUGGAAUUUUCAAAAAGAUUUUUUACAGAAAAACAAGGCAGCCGUCAACAUAGAGGAGUCCCUCAGUAUCUUCUUGUUAUAACUGAUGGUGAAUCUCAUGACCGUGAUAAACUUAAUGAAACCUCUAAACAGCUACAUGAUGCUGGGAUCAUCAUAUAUGCCAUUGGAGUAGCCAAAGCCCAAACUGAAGAGCUAAUGACAAUGGCAGGAAGCACGGGCAAAUGGUUCUUUGUUGAGAACUUUGAUGGAUUAAGUGAAAUUUUUAAAAAUAUAUCAGAUGAUGCAUGUGACAGAACAGAAUGUCCAAGAGAAGAGGCAGAUCUUACUUUUCUUAUUGAUGGUUCUGGUAGCAUUUCAGAAUCAGAUUUCAUAGAAAUGAAAAAGUUUAUGGUGUCUGUAAUCGAAGAUUUGGAUAUUGGUGAGAACAAAGUUCAUGUAGGUGUGGCGCAAUACAGUGAUUUAUUCAAAACAGAGUUCAAACUCAAAGCAUUCUUGAAUAAGGAGAUUUUAAAAGAAAAGGUUAACGGGAUUGAAAAGAUUAAUGGAAACACCCUUAUUGGACAGGCUCUCAGGCUAACAGAUUCAGCCUUACUGAGUCCAGCAAAUGAUAGUCGUAUUAAUCAAGGUGUACAGCAGAUAUUAAUUGUGAUAACAGAUGGUGACUCACAAGAUGAAGUUGCAAAACCUGCAGAAGGUCUAAGACGUAAAGGUGUUGAUACCUAUGCUGUGGGAGUGGGAAAGGUGUCUGGAACACAACUUCUUCAAAUUGCUGGAUCUUCAAGCUCCAGGUUUUCUGUUGACUCAUUUGAUGAAUUAAAGAAUAUUAAAAAGAGAAUUGUCAGAGAUAUAUGCGAAACUCGAACAUCUAACAAUUGUUCAGUUGAUGUCGUUGUUGGUUUUGACAUAUCAACCUAUCCCAAUUAUGCCCAAUUAUUCACUGGGCAAAACCUUCUGAGAGCCAGAAUUGCUCAUAUCUUACACAGUAUGAUGAACUUGAGAAGUCCAAGCUGCAACCCUGGUGUCAAACCUCAAGUCAGUGCAACCUUUUAUUUACCAAAUGCUAAUAAUUCAAUUUCUCCUCUCUUUCACACCUAUAGUCCUGAUUUAGCUCAGAACCUCAAAGACAUUCAUGUCAAUGGCUCUUCCUAUAUGACAUCACUCGUUCUUCAGUCAAUGUGGAAGACAUUUCAAAACACAGAUAAAGGAAAAGCAAAGAUGAUGCUGGUCUUUACAGAUGGCCUAGAUGAGCAAGUUGAAGACCUUAAGCGAACAGUGGAGGAUCUUCGAAGGCAAGGACUAACGGCCUUAGUGACUAUUGCUUUGGAAGGAACAAAGGGAUAUGAUGAUAUCAAACAUAUAGAAUUUGGCAGAGGCUUUGAAUACAGCUAUCAGAUGAAUAUUGGAAUGUCAGAUAUUGGAGUUAGACUAGCCAGACAAACGUCCCAUGUUAAUGAGAAGACAUGUUGCUGUGUAUUCUGCAAAUGCAUUGGACAAAGUGGACUUCCUGGAAUACCUGGGCGAAAAGGACAAAAAGGGCUACCUGGACGAAAAGGAGAUCCAGGACAUCCUGGAGAAGAAGGAACAGAUGGUGACAGAGGAUUACCUGGUCCAAUGGGAGAAAGUGGUGACAAAGGAUGUGCAGGAGUCAAGGGCCCCAAGGGUUCAAGAGGGUUUCCAGGAAAACAGAAUGAAAAUGGAGAACAAGGGCUUGAUGGACUUCAUGGAGAAAAGGGGAAGUCUGGAUCUCUAGGAAUAAAAGGAGAGAAGGGUGAAAAAGGAGAACUAGGUAAAUCUGGAUUAAAGGGAACUAAAGGAUAUAAGGGAUUUAAAGGCCAGAAGGGUGACCUGGGAAAUCCUGGAAAUGACAGCAGUAUUCCUGGACCAGCAGGUCCUAAAGGAGACCCAGGAAUAGAGGGUGAAUCAGGAAUGGAAGGAAAACCUGGAGAACCUGGUGCUGAUGGACUUGAUAAUCUUCCUGGCAGAAGAGGGGUGAUGGGCUCACAGGGAACUAAAGGUGAUCCUGGUGUGCCAGGCAUUGAAGGAGAACACGGGUUUAAAGGUCCUCAGGGAGAUGAAGGUAUUCCAGGAAUUCAUGGAGACAAGGGAAGAAAUGGUCCAGAUGGCAUUCCGGGUCCCUUUGGUAUUCCAGGAGGUAAGGGAGAGCCGGGCAACCCUGGACAAAAAGGAAAGAAGGGUGAACCUGAAGAACCUGGAGAAAAAGGAGACUUUGGGGAAAAAGGACUCAGAGGCGUUGAGGGUGAAAAAGGUCUAGAUGACUACGGAGCACCUGGCAAAAAAGGAGACAAGGGGCAGCAAGGACGACAAGGAGACAUUGGUAUUAAGGGAGAGCGAGGACAUCCUGGUGUAGAAGGAGAUCAAGGACACAAAGGAGAACUAGGAAAAACAAUCUAUGGGAGGCAAGGUGAUGUAGGAGAUCCAGGUUUACCAGGACAUCUUGGUAGAAGGGGACAAAAAGGAAUUCGAGCCCAAACUGAUCAAUCUCCUUGUGAGCUAAUUAACUACAUCCGGAAGACCUGUCCUUGUUGUCAAGGACAAAUCACCUGCCCUGUGUAUCCAACAGAAUUGGUGUUCGCACUGGACAUGUCCAAUGACGUGAAACCAGAAACCUACAAUAAAAUGAUAGAAAUUGUGACUUAUAUAUUGAAUAAUAUUACUGUCAGAGGUAAUAACUGUCCUACUGGUGCAAGAGUGUCUGUGAUGUCCUAUAACCAAUAUCCCAGGUAUCUGGUGAGGUUUUCAGAGUUCCAAAGCAAAGAAAAAUUGCUUAAUGUCGUAAAGAACAUACCUCUGGAAAGUUCCAGUGAAGUUCGCAGUAUUGGAAAAAGCAUGAGAUUUGUGGCCAGGAAUGUCUUCAAAAGAUCUCUACAAGGAGCCACUGUAAGAAAAAUUGCACUGUUCUUCAGCAAUGGUCGUACUGAUGACCCUGCUGCACUCAGCACAGCCAUCAUGGAAUACAACGCUCUUGAGAUCAUACCGGCAGUUAUAACAUUUACCCCAGCACCUGCAAUCAAACGAGCCUUUUCAAUUGAUGAUUCGGGGACAUUUCGGUUGAUUGAGAUUUCUGCACAAGAUGAUUAUGAAUCUCAAGUACAGACCUUAAUGAAGUGUACCCUUUGUUAUGAUACAUGUAAACCAGAUGUAUUCUGUGCGGAAAGUAAUUAUGUACUAAAAAAGGCACCUAUGGAUGUGGGUUUUCUCUUGGACAGUUCUUAUCACAUGACAGUUGAUGAGUAUGCAGCAGCAAGAAACUUCAUCAGUACAUUGAUUGACGGGCUUGAUAUUCCGAACACUGGUGCUCGAGUGGCUUUGGUUAGUAGUGCAACCCCCGGCUUUAGCCCAGACAAUGAAGGGAAGCCUUAUCUUGAAUUUGAUUUUUCAACAUAUAGUAGUACAGAGCUUAUGAAGAGACACCUCCAGGAAAACACCCAUAGCUUGCGAGAUCCACCAGCUUUUGGACUUUCGUUGAAAUGGAUGCUUGAAAACAUCAUGUCUAAAACAUCUGACCUAAAGAAAAAUAAGGCCAUUAUCAUGAUAUUAGCUGGAGAGACAAGCGACUGGGAUAAACAAACUCUGAGGGAAGUUUCUUUGGAAGCCAAGUGUAAAGGUUUUGCUCUGUUUGUACUUUUCAUUGGCAGAACUUAUAAUAAUACUGAACUGAUGGAACUUCCAAGUGCUCCCACAGAACAUCACCUGCUCCAGCUGGGUGAAGUCCACAAACCAAAUUUUGGAUAUGCAGCCAGAUUUACCCGGGCAUUUCUGAAAUCUGUUAAAUUGUCAAUAAACAAAUAUCCUCCACCAGAAUUAAAAGCAAAUUGUCUUAAUGUGAAUGGUAGAAGAACAAAAAGAUUGAUGAGUUGAAACAGAAGAGAAGGCCGGAUUAACUUAAAUUCUCAUCUGAAAGGAAAUGAUCUGACCUGACUUGCCUGACCAUGCAAUAUUAUUAUCUUCAAUGAAGUUUUCACCAAAUCUGGACCAACUGUCACAUAAUCAUGUUAGGCAAACAUAACAGAGACUACUAUAGUCGUCAUGACAAUGUAAAAUGCUUAGCAAUUCUUAACUUUGGUUGUGUUUUAUGUUCUUUAAUGGUUUAAGAUGCAACAUGCUGAAGAAUGACUUAUUAAUGUGUGAAUGCAAUGAAUACUAUUUUUUCUAAUACAGGAAACAAAUUUACGCAGGGCAUGACAAUGUGUGAAAUCAAUAAGUGACAAUACCCCUAGCCCCAGUGAAUAAGGCUCAAUAGCACCAUACUUGAUAAAAUGCGUAUUACUGGCAAGGUACUUCUCCAAGUCAAUCCAAGCUCCCACUUCAAUGGCCGCUCCCUCUCACUGAAUAUUCUUAUAAAGAAGACCAGAACAAGGAUUACAAGUAGAAAAAACAAAGGGAUUACUGGGCACUACUAGUGCUAGUAGUUUAACAAGUGUUUAACACUUUGCAAUAUUCUAAUCUGAAUUAUUAAAGGGGUUAUCCCAUCUUAGACAAUGGGGGCAUAUC